Nymphalis io (European peacock) is the source of this 2739-nucleotide messenger RNA. Its product is annotated as zinc finger protein 724-like. Gene Ontology annotation, cellular component: nucleus. NCBI's taxonomy places the organism in Eukaryota, Metazoa, Arthropoda, Insecta, Lepidoptera, Nymphalidae. The transcript has 17 exons. The coding region runs from base 139 to 2394 and encodes 751 amino acids. Gene Ontology annotation, molecular function: zinc ion binding. The record is from RefSeq and is a predicted model, not a curated record.
CAUAAUUUUUUUUUAAAUAAAUACUUUUUUUUACAGUUAAGCUUAAAUCAUACUAUGUUUGUUUAAUAAAAUGUUAACGGCUUAGCUAUAACAAUAAUAAUAUUUUUUAAUUCUUUUAAUGUGUUUUAAUUGAUAAAUAUGCGGUGUUGUGUUCAAAAUUGUACAAACGACACUCGAAGGACAACAAAAAGCCAUGGGAUUACGUUUCAUAUGUUUCCUAAAGAAACAAACUUAAGGACUGCGUGGAUAGAAGCUCUUGGAUUAUCCGAAUGGGAACCAAAGGAGAGAAGUGCGGUGUGUUCUGAACAUUUUCAACAAGAUGCCUUUUAUCAAACAAGAUGCGGUUUAAGGAAAGUCAAGAAUGGUGCCGUACCGCUCCCGCUUAUUGAAUCAUCUGAAAAUUUGGACGCCCCCGCCACUUUGAGGGUAUGCAGAAUUUGUCUGUCAAUGGACGUGAAGAUGUAUCACAUCAUGGAACACAGGCUGGACUCGAUGUACGAGCAAGUGACUGGCGUUUCGAUAAAUAUAGACGACAAGCUACCUCAGAAGUUAUGCUUCGAAUGCGUUGCGAGGUUAUCAUCCGCGAUAUCGUUUCGUACGAAGGCAUUGAAGACUCAGAGUAUACUCUUGAAGAAACUCGAUACCGACAGAUACAUAACAGUAAGAGAUAUAAAAUCAAUCAGCCGAGCUCAUAAUCAACUGAUAUCAACGCUCGGAGAAAAAGUUUACGAAGUGAAUGACUGCGAUUUACAAAUAAAUAACGAUGAAAUCGUCAAAAUAGAAAGAGAGACGAAGGAUGCGGAAGUAGACGAAGCGGAACUGCAAUUUAACGAUAACGAAAUUGAGAGCAAUGAUUAUAAAAACGUUGACGUUGAAAUCAAAGACGAGAGCAGCAAUGAGAUAUUCUUCGAAGAAUAUCCGGUUUUCGAAGACAGCGACGACGAUAGGACGCUCAGCGAAGUUUACAAGAAGAAGACGAAGGUUAAGAAAAAGAAAUUGAAGAUCGAGAAACAGAUAAAGGAAGUUAAAGAGAAAAAACGCAACGAGGAUGACAGCCCUUCAACUACAAUGGAUAAGUACAAGAAGUCGGACGUGAAACGUAGGAAAACGACAGACGGUCUCGACGAAUCGUUAUUCACGAUAACGACUCUGACGUACGAGGAACAAAUCGCGGAAGUCGAGCGCAGACAGGAAGCCACGUCGUACAAGAGCGCGCCGUUCAAGUGUACGACUUGCUACAGGGGUUUCCAGAUACGUGACAGAUACGACGCUCACAUCGUCAGGCAUAGCGAGCAAAGUGGGGCGUAUGAGUGCUUUAUAUGUAAGACGAGGUUAAAAACGGCCCGGGCGCUACGGAAGCACUUGACGGCGCAACAUACCGAGAAGUUUAGCUGCAAAGGGUGCCCGUUUGUGACGAGGAACAGAGGUGUCGCGCGGGAGCACGAGAAAUGGCACGCCGGCACCAAAUACCAAUGUCCGCAUUGUCCGAGUGAGUUCGAUAAGCUAACGACAUACAUGGGCCACAUACGAAUCAAACACGUGUCCGAUUUUGUCUGUGAACUCUGCGGUUACACGUUCGUCAGCAAGAAGGGAAUUGACGUCCACAAAAAGAAGAAACACAGAUUGGCCGAUAAAACGGUUAGUUUAGAAGGUCCGUACUGUGAAGUGUGCGAAGUUCGUUUCAUAUCCGAGGAAGCGCAUUCGAGGCACCUGAAGCUAUCAUCGAGGCACAGCAGCGACAAUGAUCCAAACCGAAUAAGGAACGAUUCGCAAAGUAUGAACACGGAGCGAAACGGCCGUAUCAUGAGGAAAAUCGAACGAAGACCCGUGAUACACCCGCGCUCGCCCACCACGGGCCACGGGGACGGCAGCGGAUCACCGGUCACGUGCGAGCAGUGCGGUAUCCAGCUGAGAGACUUACGACUGUACGCGCAACACUUCCGACGAGCUCACCCGGACAAGAACCGGACCAAGUACCCGGCCAUGAAGACGCCGUGCAUGUGCGAACAGUGCGGGAGAAUAUUUCAGAGUAUGGCCCUUUUAAAGGAUCAUAUGUGGGUCCACACGGGGGAGAAGCGUUUCAAAUGCGACCGCUGCGAGAAGAGUUUCACCCAGAAGACGAACCUCGUGUUCCACAUGCGCGUGCACAGCGCGACCAGGCCGACGUACGAGUGUCCGCUGUGCGGGAAGCACUUCGCGUUCUUCAACAACCGGAGACGUCAUAUGUUCAUCCACACGGGGCUGAAGCCGUUCAAGUGCGACACGUGCGGCAAGUGCUUCACGACGGCGGGCGAGCAGCGCGCGCACGUGGAGCACGUGCACCUCAAGAAGCCGUGGCCGCGCCGCGCGCGCGCGCGGCCCGAGCACGCGUGGCGCGCGCCGCCCGACGAGUAAUUUGUGACAAUCGACAAUGAAAACGUCGUAAUAAUUAAUGAAUAGCGAGACCAUAUUUGUAUUAUUUUAGAAAUGAACUCGAUAUUAGAAGUGAUUCUCAUAGUAUUAUUUAAUUAUUAUUUUUAUAUUUGAUAUUUUAAGAAGCGAUUGUAAUUAUUGGUGUUGCCAAUUAAUCUAAUGAUAUCUUCAGUAAUUAUUUAUUUUCAUACUGAAUUUCAUCAAAAUCGGUUCAGUGCUUUAAACGUGACAGCGUAAGAGACAUGCAGACAGUUAUCGCAUUUGUAAUAUUAUAUAAUCCAAUUCGUUAGAUAAAUUGGCACCGACUUAUCUAAAUUAAUAUUUAUA